UUCUCACUCAAAUAGCAUAUGGUGCUACUUCCGCGUUAAGACUGACCAAUCAGGGCGAGCCUCGAAACUAAACCGAAAUGAGAUCAUUUCGAAGAAAACGAAACUUAGAAAGAAACGAAACCAGUUUGUCGACGCCUCCCUUCGCCUUUCUUUCCGUCUAGCUGGUGCUCUCAACAUGGGUUUUCUGUCCGGCUCCAAUCUGAAGCAACCUCUGUUUCUGAUAUUACAGCCAGCAGUGCUGUUUUAUGUGGGUACAGAAGCUGUAACAGAAGUACUUACCAGGUUCGGUGACAUUGCAAAGCUGCCCUGUGAUGCUCCACGUGAAUCUGAAGUUCAGUACAGAGCUAUCAGCUGGUACAAGGUAGCUGAUGAUGGGUUCAGUUUAUCAGGAAUUAUGCGAAGAGAUCUCAAAGAGAACAUUGUCUGGAGGUAUCGGGGUUUCAAUAGAUCCGUUGAGGUUAAUUCUGCCAGUCCGUAUUUCUUGACAAUUUACAACGUCUCCAGUGAAGAUUUGGGAGCAUACCAGUGUUCUGUCUGGGCACCACUUGGAGAGCAAAAUGUAAAGGGAAAUGUGAGACUUCAAAAAAUAAGUGAAUCUAACCAGUUUGAAAGAAUAACCAGGAAUAUGCUGAUAUUCAUCUUAAUGGCAAUGUGCCUGCCUCCCAUUCUAUGCACGUACCUUGUGUACAAGAAGUAUUCCAAAGGAAUGGAAACCCGUGUAGAAGAAAUGAGCAAGACAAUGAAGAAUUACUCACGGCCAUUUGGGGAUAAUGUGCUGUCAUAUACCAAUAUUCAAUGCUGAAACCUAAACAUGAGAGACCCACAGCAUCGUGAAAGGUCGAGUCUGGAUUGCACUGAGCAGCAUAAGACUAUUGAAGGCUGCAUAAAUUGAUGGGAUGAAAGGGUUUCUCUCUUUACACAAUGAGAAAGUUGAAAUUGAAAUGAGAUUGAGCAUUCUCAAUGCAGUUGCUCAAGAGUCCACAACAAUAUGGCCUGGAUUUUCUACUUCUCUAACACAUUAGGGAUAUCAAUGGAAAAUCUCUGUACUACCAGACCAUGAUUUUCCAAAAACUGAAAAGCAAACAGGAUUUCCUGCUGUGUGCUGAGAAGUGGAAAACCUAGGCCGACAUUUCCCUGAAUUAAUGCAAAGUCAGCAGUCUCAAUACUACAGCCUAGCUCCUGCUGAUUGGUUUCACCUCAAUUCAUAUCCUGAACCGCAUUCCCUCUAAUUUUCUUACCAGCUGCCUGGCCCUCUGAGACCCUUGCGCAGCAGCAACUUCUGGAACUGGGAGUCAAUGCCAUGAUUGGCACAUCAACGCUGAUUAUCAUGCGUGGAACAUUGAGUGGCUGCAUAUGCACAACUUAGAGGGAACGUUGAUCCUGAGUUGAACCUGGAGCUUGGACUGUACACUCUCAGGCUUAUGUGCAUUUCAUGGUUAACUGCCUGAGCUGCUGAGAAAAUCAUUGUAUGCAGAGAUGGAAGAAUAGCUUCACAUUUUGAGGUAUAUUUUUGAGUUCAGCAUUUGUGGUGCAGAUGUUUUCAAACUGGAGCUCAUCAACAAAAAACAAAAUGUGCAUUUCUCUCGGCCUGUGGUUCUGGACUGGUUUAAGUAUUGACAACAAAUACGUAUUUCAUUGUGGUCAGGACAAUACCACACAUUAUGGAAACCCGAAAUGAGACGGAAGAAUGCAGCAAAUGCAAGGAUGAGGGUUGAACUGACAAUAAUAAUAUAAAAUUAACCAAUGAACUGCAGAUGCUGGAAGUCUGAGACCAUAAAAGAAAAUGCUGGAGGAAUUCAGCAGAUCUGGCAGCACCUGUGAAGAUAAAAACAGUUAACAUUUCAAGUCCAGUGACACUUCUUCAGUUCUGUUGCUCUCUCCACAGAUGCUGCUAGACUUGCUGAGGUUCUCCAACACCUUCUGUUUUUGAUAACAUGAUCAUGUUCUCUGCACCCUUUUUUUUCAUGGAAAAGGACUGCUUGGUUUAACUGGUCAUAUAUGGCUGAACUGUGCGUGAAAUACACCAUGGAAGAUUAGCUCUCAGACAUCCUGAUUAACAGGGAAAUAUUUGAUGUGGUUGUGAUAGGUUUGAUAUAAGUCAAUACAAAGGGCAAAAAUGACUACUACAAUUAGAAGGGCCAGGCUCAGACAGUCUGAACAUUGUAAGUAUUCCAGCCAAAUUGCACUGAUCUUGGUGUGGAGUGGUCCGCUGUCAGAAGGAAGGUCAGGAAUGGCUGACAUGUUUCAUGGACCAAUAGUUCUCACCAGAAGAAUCAGCCAUUUGAGGAUUGUAACUUAUUGGCCAAAUCCAAGGGGUGUUGUAGCUAGGAGGUUAAGGUAACUUAAGGGUAACAAUAAAUUCCAUUGAUUUGGGUCUGAAUUGAGUAAUGUUUGAGCAGUAAGAUGAGAUUUUGCAAAUGGAUUAGCUAAUAUAUCAUGGUGACUUGUGUAUGUUUUGGGUGCAUCCUUUGUAUGAUGCAUUCAAAAAUGUACUGGCCUAGAAAUUCAGCAAACCUUUCACUGCUAAACAACUUGUGAGCCUAAAAACUGAAUGUGCCAGCAUUGUAUUUUGGAGUGGAAACCAAAAGAACAGUGGAUGCUGUAAAUCAGAAACACAAAACAGAAGUUGCUGGAAAAGCUCUGAAGGUCUGACAGCAUCUGUGAAGAGAAAUCAGAGUUCACGUUUCUUCAGGAAGGGCCACCGGACCAUUAACUCUGAUUUCUCUUCACAUGCUGCCAGACCUGCUGAGCUUCUCCAGCAACUUCUGUUUUUAUUUGUAAUUUGAAGUAUCUGUUCCCAGUGCAUUCGCAUUGGUUCCUGGAGCCAUUAAUACAUGAUUUUCAAGAUGCUAUCGAACUGGACUAAUCUGUUUACAGUUGGUUUAGACUAGUUUAGAUGCAAUGCUUUAUAUAGGGUGUACAGACUUCUGUCGUCUAAAGUCAAACAUACCCUUUUUAUGAAGAUGUACCCUUUGAAUAGUCUUUUAAAGGCCAGGUAGUUAGCUACAAGGUGGUUCACAAUACCUGACGCAGCCAGCCAGAAGUGCAGAAAAUUGGACCCUACAAGGGAAUUGGUAAGUAUAGUAAUAGUAAUGGGAAGCCGUAUGCAAUUGAGCAGGAAUUAAAUGUUGUAAACACUGUGUUUGCUAUAGUGGCUACUAGGUGGAGCAGCACACGCACAUGCACAAAAUUACAUUAAUGAAAAUAAAUUAUUGUCCGGACUAAGUCAGAUACUGAUCACACUGACUCCCUGAUAUCAGUCUUCAACUGGACUGAUAGAGCAAUUUCCUAUAUAACCAUUAAAAACAAUUUUACCAUUCACUGGAUCUGCAACAUUAACUCUGAUUUCUCUCCACAGAUGCUGACAGAGCUAUUGAGUUUUACCAGGAAUUUUUGUUUGUUUUUAAUUUCCAACAUCCGCAGUUAUUUCAGUUUUUUAUGUACUAUGUAUUCUUUGGUUUAAAGUGAACAAGAGAAUCAUUAGAGGAAAACAGUGAUAUAUUCAUGUAAGAUGCACAUUUGAUUUUGGGGGGGCGGGGAGUGGGGGUGGGGGUUGGGUGUUAGUUGCGGUGUCAGGGGAGUAAUUGGGUGGUAGGGUCAGUUGUGGAGUUACUAGGUGUAAGAAUAGGUUUUCAUCCAACAUUUUCCUGGGUACGUAAUACAUGAAAGUACUGCAGGACUGUCUGGGCUCUCCAACUCUAACUCCAAAAGUCAUUGACAAUCACAGAUGGUCCAGGGGAGCAGAGGAACUAUUGAUUGGAAGUUUAAACUUCUCAGGCACUUCCCACAUGGACCCACACAUCAGGAAUUCCUCAGAGUCUUUACCAACAUCCUGAAUGUUUGGUCUAAUAUGCUCUAGAGAUUUGGCCAAAUAAUUAGUUGGAGUUGCUAUUGAUUGACAACUCUGAUCAAAUUACAAAUUUAAUAUUUGCUGUUACAAAUACAGGUGGCAUUGUGGCUCAGUGGUUAGCAUUGCUGCCUCACAGUGCCAGAGACCCGGCUUCAAUUCCAGCCUUGUGUGUCUGUCUGUGCAGAGUUUGCACGUGCUCUCCAUGUCUGAGUGGGUUUCCGCCGGGUGCCCUGGUUUCCUCCGACAGUUCAAAGAUGUGCAGGUUAGGUGGAUUGGCCAUGCUAAAUUGCUCGUAUUGUCUAGGGAUGUGCAGGCUAUGUGGAUUAGCCAUGAUAAAUGUGGGGGUUACAGUGAUAGGGUUGGGGGAAGUUCUGGGUGGGAUGCAGACCUGAUGUACCAAGUGGCCUAUUUCUGUACUAAAGUGGUUCUAUGAUUCCAACUGGCUGCCAAUAUAAUUAGCAGCAAGUUUUACAAGUGUCUGAUACUGAUUUUGAUUUCUAAUAGAAACUAAACACAAAUAUGCACAUAGAAUAAUGCAAAAUAUAAAAUAUAGAGAAAUUUAUAAUUUUUAAAAAAAGGAAGUAAAAUGUUUUUUAUUACAAACUUGCAUGUCAAUUUGGUCAAAGUACAUAUACAACAUACCUUUCAAAGACAGACCCCACAUAAAAGCAUACAAUGCAAAUCACAGCUAGUGGACACAGUAAGAGUUCUCUGUCAUAAUUCCUUGGCACUCAUAUUGUUCACUUAGAUGUUUGAUAGAAAAGACGUAUUCAAGGUUGAAAAACAAAAUUUCAAAAAUGUGGAGCCUAGAUGACUCUUCAUCAGAGUGAAGCUAGACUCGAAAUGUUAGUUUGCUUUCUCUCCAUGGAUGCUGCCUGACCCCUUGUGAUCUCCAGCAUUUUUGUGUUCAGUACAAAUUCCAGCAUCUGCAGUAAUUUGCUCCUGCAAAGAUAUGCAAGUACAUAAGCGGACAGUCCGUGAAAGAAUGAAAAAUGGAAUGUUGCCUAAACUCAAACACCCUCAUAGACCGACUCAGUCCACUGUCCAAUGUGCUGUCUUCUCUGUGUCCUCAGAUGAAGUGGAGUCAAACUAGUCACUGAACUGCUUUGGCUGAGAUAGCAAUAACAGUCAUUCUCAUAUUGCAUCUCAAAAGGCCAUCAUUGCACGGAAUCCAUCAUUGAGCUUCAGUGUCUCGAUACUUAUUUAGUUGGAGGAACCAAGGAGGCUGCUAAUAAUGAUGAAGCCCUGUGAGGGGUGGCAUCCCCAUCUGCCCCAGUGAGUGCCUCAGAUCAUAGCAUGUACUCCAGAUAGCUGCAGGAGAAACCAGUUAGAACACGGUUAUCAUCCCCUCCAAACAUCUCUACACCAUCAACACUAUUGUCCAGUAAGUUGUGUGGUGGCCAUCCUAUGAAUAUCAAUGCACAGUCCUGCAUGCAGUCCUGUCCUGUCACGUGUAGCUGUCCAAGAGGUUUGCCAUUCUAUCUCAGUGGAAAAGUCAAUGCAUUCAAAAUCCUGAGCCACAGUGACACAUAAGCUGAACAGACUCUUGCAAACAAUCUAUGAUCCUAGACUAUCUUUGGGAUCUCUGACAUGCAGAAGCACAUCUGUUGCUGUUGUUCUAAAUAUAGCCUCCUUUUCUGUGACUUCUGAAUCCUUUAAGUCUGUUUGAUGGUAUAGGAGCUGUCUUUAGUGCGUUAAUGUUAGUAUCAGUGGAAGACUUUAGAAGAGAUCCCGUGAAUAUACCUUACACAGCAGAAGCCUUUGCAGUACUAUGGCUUCCCAAUACAUAUUGUCAAUCAGACUGAAGUGCAACACAUCCAUGAAUGUUGUUCACCCUAUCCAGCAGGGAUGGCCAUCUCACCUUCUCCAUCUGGCAUGUGGCCAGCAGCUUUUGUGGUCACCAUGGCUGCUUCUAAUGUGGUGGUGAUGUGUAUGAGGAAGUCUGUCCUAUCUGAGCCCCUUUCAGGCAUCAUGUUCCCAUUUCUCUUGCAAGUGUGAAAACAGAGUUCUUUUUUCUGUUUUCUCUGGACUACACUUCUUUGCCUCAAGGCAGACUACCAUCUUGAAUUCUUCAACUGCAAGAUGGCAGUGCCACAUGGCAGGGAGUGUUAGGGCUCCUGAGUCUGCAUGCUCCAGGCUGGCCGCAUCCUUCUCUCUCCCUUUCUUUCUCUCUGUCUCUCUCUCUCUGUCUCUUUUCUGUCUUUUCCUUUCUCUUUCAUCUUCUGAUGUCAUGGAGAAGUGUUGGACAGUUGUCGGCAGCAGCAGUAGCAGGAUCAAGGGCUCCUGGUUUCGGUAGGCUCAAAGCCCAGACUUGGGAACUCAGUGGGCCAUCAAUGGUGGAGCUUGGUGUCCAGAGCUGGGCUGCAGUAGGCCCAUAGUGAGGACUUGAUGAGUUCUGGAUGAAAGGUCCUGGCAUGGUCUGGAGGCAAGGCCCAGCAUUGAAUGAUUGUAAUGCUGAAUGUUUAAUUUUUUUCUUUACUUUUCUAAUUUAUUCUUAAGAUAUUGUACCUACGUAUCUUGUAGCUAAGGUGGACUAUAAUGCUGAACUUUUAUUUCUUUAUUUUCCUAAUUUAUUCCUGAGAUCCUGUACCUAGGUACCUUUUUAACCUAAGAUGGUGCCAUAAGUAGCAACUUUGUAAACUUUUCACUGCACUCAUGUGAGUACAUGUGACGAUAAAUCUAAUUCUAACACUAAUUCUGAAUUAUCAUGAGCUUAUCAAUGAUUCUUCAUUUGUACAACUGGCAUCAAUGUAGUCUUUGAAAUAACAAAACAAGCUAGAACAGGAAAGUAUUCCAACUUUGCAUGUUGAACGUAGUAUAAUUUGGCAAAGACUAUGACUGAUUAAUGGUAAGUAAAUAGAUUUCACGGUAUUGAUUCAAUAUAUUUUACCACUACAAUGUAAACUCUCAAGUACUAAUCAUCUUAUUGGUAGUUAUAUCACAAAGCUCCCAGUCAUUAUUGAUUUCAUGAGGCUUGCAUCAUUCAAGACAAAGCAGCCAGCUUGAUUUGCACUGUCUCCACCACCUUGAACAUUCACUCCUUUCAUUGCUAUUGCACAGUAGAAGCAAUAUACACUACCCACAAGAUGCACUCUAGUAAUUCACCAAAGCGCCUUCCUAAUAUGUGACCUCUGCCAUGAAGAAAGACAAGGACAAGCAAUGCAUGGGAACACCACUAUCUGCAAGUUCCCCUAUAAGUCACACACCUUCCUGAUUUGGGAAUCUAUCACCAUUCCUUCACUGUUGCAGAGUCAAAUUCCUGGAAUUUCCUUUCUGGCAGCAUUGUGUGUGUGUCAACACCCAAAGGAUUGUAGCACUUAAAGAAGGCAGUUGACCACCACCUUCUCCAGGGCAAUUAGGCACCAGUGACAGCCACAUCCCUUGAAUGCAUGAAAGGGAUUGUUUGAUCUAUGCAGUCUUUUGAUCAAUGAUUAUGAAUUCAAAAAUGCUGCUUUGUUGUUUAAGAAAAGUUUAUACAAGUUAAAUAUUCAUUAAAGUAAACGAAUAGCUGCACAUGCUUCUAGAGAAAGACAA
Messenger RNA from Rhincodon typus (whale shark), 7384 nucleotides. RefSeq names its product CD83 antigen. NCBI's taxonomy places the organism in Eukaryota, Metazoa, Chordata, Chondrichthyes, Orectolobiformes, Rhincodontidae. Bases 176 to 802 code for a protein of 208 amino acids. The record is from RefSeq and is a predicted model, not a curated record. The transcript is spliced from 5 exons.